Molecule: messenger RNA, 1989 nt
Organism: Trichoderma atroviride IMI 206040
Lineage: Eukaryota; Fungi; Ascomycota; Sordariomycetes; Hypocreales; Hypocreaceae
Source: RefSeq, a predicted model, not a curated record
GCGACUAUUUGUAGAAGCGUUAAUUGGGUACGGGGACAGUUUAAUAGGCACUCGAGCGCGCUCUUUUUUUCUUCUGGCUGCUGUCGUCGUCGCUUAGACGUUCGCCGCUGACAGGGGCAGAAGGAUCAGUGAUCUUGACUUGGGAUGGCAGCACUCCAGCACGGCCGGCACUAGCCAGCUCCGGCCAAUGGCGCUGCGAGACGCUGCCGGGAGCCCCGCUGGCCGCAGCUCUGGCGGGGCGGACGCACCGGUUCGAGCUCAACGGCGCUAUAAAUGGCUGCAUGGCCCCUGCUGCGGCGCCGCCCGGCCAUUGGCCACAGCGCCCAAGCGCCAGGGGCACGCGCUGUAGGUAAUUUCCCAGGCCUCCACCCCGCCCGCAUGGGGCCACUUAGGGGACUCCAAGGCCGCUGUCCUGCAUGCUGUAGCGCCUGGGCGCCCUGUGGCCGCACCCAGAGCGGGAUCCCUGCGGCAGGCAAGACCUCUCGUCCAACUUUCUCUCCCCCCGUUCUGCUUCUUUCUCUCAACCAUCGUCGCUGGUCCGGAAAGAUACAGAAAAUAAAAAACUUCCCUUUGCUGGAAGAGAGGCGUCUUUUUCAUUCAUUGUCGCGCUCUCUCCUGACCUUCUUUUUACAUAGCUUCGUUUGCUCUUCCUAGGAAGAACACCUUACUUUGGAACACAGUCUUCAUUCUUUUAGCUGUGUAUCCGUCCGGUCCUUUCUCAUUGACUAUCCGCGUUCUUCACCACUCCUUUUUUGAUAAAACCGACGACGACUACGAUAUACAUUCUUUUUUUCCUGUCUUUUCCUCUUUCACAGAACAGCUGGGAUUUUUAAGCCUUCUCAAACUGUGAAAAGAAACAGGGGAAAAAAACUUAUCUGAACAUACAUUCAUUCAACUACUUGAACGCGCCACAAUGCCCUCACUCGCCCACUUGCGACGAGCAGUCGAGGAGACGCCCCGGACUCACCUCGAUGUGGCCCGCACAGUCUCUCAAAUCUACAACAAGAUCCGCCCUGCAGGACAGAUUGGCCCCCUCAAGGUCUUCGCUCGAAGCGACGACUCUGACAAUGGCUCUGACACGGUUCUCAACGCCCUGUUAGCCGUGCUCGGCGUCGCCUUCCUUAUUCUCAUUCUUGUAUCUAUUCUGCUUGUGCUUCGCCGCGUCCGCCGCAAGCGGCAGCAGCAGAGCCAGGAGCCUGCUCUGCCCUCCUACAACGACGUCAAGAACCACCGGGGCCUGACCAUCGAGACCACGCACAACGGCCGCUCCAGCGUGCUCUUCAUCGGCCGGGAUGGCCAGCCCAUGCUGCGCACUCCCAGCUCACCACCUGACUCUCCCGACAAUGUCCCCGAGAUUCACAUUACGUUCCCUGAUGAGCAAGACGAGCAAGGUCGCCGGAAGAGCGGCCGGGUUGUCGUUGUCCGCGUUGGCGAAAACGCAACAGUUGGCCUCGAGCCCAUGCAUGACGAAGAGCUGCCCGCCUACGAGAAGGAGGCUGGUGGCCAGUUCUACUCUGUCGAUAUGAACCAGAUUGGCGGCCUCAAGGAGAAGGACCAUUCCUACUUCGAUCACUACUGAAGUAGUUAAAUUGAUUACUUUUUUCCACCUUCCGCUCUCCGAACGUCCUAUCUACUACCCUCAGGCUUUCUUGGCCGCCCAAAAAAUCAGGAACACGACAGUAAUAGAAAGAAAGAAACUAAAAUAAAUACGCCGUCACAAAUACUCUCUCAGCCUAGACUUUAACGAUCCUCUGUAUAACGACUUUCCUUGGAUACCAAAAAGUCAUGCAACACUCAAAAGAAAACCUUCUCGAUACCACGCCACCCUUUCCGCCCUUUUCUUCAAUCUCCUCUUCUUCUUCUUCUUAUUUUCCAUUCGGCAUUCUCGAAAUCCCGGAAUCUUCCUCUUCUCUCCAGAGCAAGGUUAAUUCAUUUCUCUCCCUUGUGGAUCUUUAUGACAUAUAGAUAGACACAUGGCGCUCUGCUGGG